Molecule: messenger RNA, 1746 nt
Organism: Laccaria bicolor S238N-H82
Lineage: Eukaryota; Fungi; Basidiomycota; Agaricomycetes; Agaricales; Hydnangiaceae
Exons: 4
Coding region: 1-1746 (581 amino acids)
Source: RefSeq, a predicted model, not a curated record
AUGUUUGACGAGGAAUCUGGAUUUUGGGUCCCAAUCCCAGCGAAUUACACGGCCCCUCACACGCCAGAGGAUCUCAUUGAGGCAGAGAACGACAUACGCAUCCUGGAUCAUCAUUGCAUCGCUUACGUCCACCCAGAGGCUCGCAAAACCUUCAAGGAACUCAAUGCCUCUCGUGAGCCCGAAGAUCCGGAGAUCUACCCUCUCCACGUUUAUGACAUUUCGAAGGGGGAAGAGGCGGUGUUGGUAGCAGGCCUCGAGGGGGAAGAGGUGGCCUACAAGUUCCGAAAGCCCUGGGAAAAGGGCUACAUUCGCUACCAAGGCUCCUUACCUCAAGAAGGUGCCCAAAACGCUGCCGAUAGGUGUACAGAAAUGUGGGAUAACGACACACAGGCGUACCUCAUGCUCCCUGCGGGUUACACGGCCCCACACGACCCCCAGGACUAUGUUGACGCCGUCAACUAUGAACUUGUGCGAGCUGAGAGGCAUCGUCACUCCGCAAUCAGUCUUGCACAGUGCCAACUUCAUCCACGUAAGGAAGAAGGGAAGAAGGAGAAAGUUACAGCAUUACAGGACUGGGAAGCCCCAGAUCUCGUGAUCGAGAGUGACCUCAGUGGCUCUGACUAUGAAGUGGGACGAUGCGAGGAAGAGAAGACGAGGGACUGGUGUAAAUCGAGGGGACAGUCGGUUAUGGACACUGAAGAGGAUGACGUGAAGAUUGACGAGGAAGAUGCCAAAGAAGAACCAGACCUGGAGCACGAGGAGGAAGAAGCGUGUGAGGAGGAAAAACGGCGUUCCAAAGGCAAGAAACCUUUGGUUAGGGACACCGAGGAGGAAGACGAACACGACUUGGAGCGUGACAAGCAGGAAGAAGCGCGAUCCAAAGCUGCUUGCCUUUUGUUAUCGACAAUGAAAACGGAAGGGAAAGUACACACCUCAUCCGCCCACUGGAAGGACUUAACGGCGUCAUACACACCUUCCCAGUUGGACACCGCAUCCCUCUUGAGCAGCUACGGACUCACAUUGAUCCCUGACGCCCUGCUCCCAGACCUUGAAGAGGUUUCUUCGACAAAGCCUUCACUCCUGGAAACGGUGUUGUAUCCGAUGUUUGGCCAGGUCGUCUGGCAAGUCGCACAUAGGUUGGGCCAUCUCUAUGGCCGUUCUUCAGACUUCGCCAUGGAGAAAGUGGGUCUUCUGUGCAAAGAGAAGCGAGCUCCAAACCGCUACAACCUGUUCAAAACUUUUGCCAGCAGGACGAAACCAGAGGAGGGGGAUCAUGAAGGCCUCCAGCUCUGGAACAGGGCCACCAAUGAGGAGUACAAGAAGCUUAUGCAAGGAGCAACAACAAAAGAAGAGAAAGAUGAACGGAUCCAGGAGGCCAUUAGUUUCAUCAAGAAUCAAGUCAACGAAGAAGGGACCAAUGUCUGCAACGCAAACCUUUGCUUUGCGUCUUACAUGAAGGAAAUUCGCGACCUUAUCACCAAUAUCAAACGUCGCGACAAAUCUUUCGACGUUGCCGGUAUCUUGGUCUACAGUGGCAGAAAUCUCACGGCACGGAACAAGAUGGGGUUUUUCAUGAGUUCCAAGGACCUUCAAGCACUCUGCACCCGUGAGGAGUGGCCAAUUGCCACCUUGACGGACAUCUUUGUUAGCAAAGUCUGCGCUAUGCAUGCGGACCAGCAAAUUAAGCAGUCGAUGGAGGAACUCAAUGUGGCUCCCUCGACACUUCAGUCACCCACUGACAACUGA